GUGCCGAACCGGUUUCGUAUAAAGGUGUUACCGCCCGCUCUGUAGCAGCGGCUGUUCCUGUGUGUGUCACAGACUCAAGUGUGCAGUGAACGGAGUAAAGACAUAAUGGGUGCGAUGAAGGGGAGAUCGGUGCUGGUGGCGGUCUUGGCUUGUGUUGUUGUGGGGUCGCUGGUCAUCCUCAGGCAAUACUUCCAGGUGGUGGACAUGACAGAGUAUCGUGAUGACUUCAUCUACAAGACGUCUCUCGAGGAACUGCGGGGGCAAGGCCAGAUUAUCCUGCCGGACAAAGCUGCUAUAGACAAGUUGUCAGCCGCCGCGGUGUUUCGGACCUACCACAGUUACCUUGACAACGUAGACAUAUUGUGCUCCCGGAAGCUGCGGAUGGGAAGAUUGGGAGACGGAGGCUGGGAAAUAUGUGAUGACAGAGAAUAUCGUCCCGUAAAGCCUUGUAUUGUGUACUCCUUUGGAAUCAACUAUGAUUAUUCCUUCGACGAUGCCAUGGCGAAAAACUACGAGUGUGACGUAUUUUCGUUUGACCCAAGCAUGAAGAAAAACAGCUACCAGAGAUCAGCGCGUGUUCGUUUCUUAAACAUAGGCAUAGAUGGGGAGAACACGGUGAACGGAAACUGGGAGAUGCACACCCUGGGCCGAGUGAAGGCCAUGCUCAAUCAUAAUCAGAAUGCCAUCGAUGUUCUUAAAAUGGACGUUGAAAGCUCAGAAUGGAGAUCCCUGCCGGAAAUGGUGGCCUCUCGAGACCUCCGCUCUGUGCGACAGUUGCUUGUAGAAUACCAUGGAAAGUGCACGGAUCGAGACGCGUGCAUACAGAUGCUGAAGGUGCUCAAAGAUGUCUACGACUUGGGAUUCAGGAAGUUUUAUGUCCACAAGAAUCCUGGUUGCCACUUGAAGUCGUCUGUGUUUCCCGUGGAACGGACAUUCUGCUAUGAAAUUCAUUACGUAAAUACCAACCUCAAAGCACAUUAACAUUCUCAGUCAAGGAUAGACAUUGUUUGUCGGUCCAGCAAGUGUUUGAAGCUGGUCAGGAAACAACAAAACCUAGACAUGUACACCAGCUACAUCCGUCCAUGGACAGGGAAAUAUAGGACACCCAGUCGUCCAGAACAUCCUGAUAGGUAUCACAUCAAGUUGCCCGUUCUUUGUUUUGCUGGACUCCAUCUGUAACUAAACUGUGACCUCGUUAAACGUGUUUGUGAGCACGGCCCUUGUCACACAAAAGUACAGAAAAAGAAGUGCAUUUGUACAACGCCAUCCCUCUGACUGAUGCUCCGGUUUAUCAGAGCUCCGUUCUAAUCUGAUAAAUACCCAGCAUCCAUUCGCUACCAAAGCUCCGAUUUCAGCCCGAUUCUUACAUGCAUUUUAGGUUCCUGUAACCAUUUGUUUUGUCGUUUGUAUAUCUUAUUUAUAUCUAUUUACAAUGAAGAGAUUUGUCAACAAUUAUGUACCCAGAAUGAAAGGGCAAAUGUUUGUAUUUGUGAUGUGAGGGAAUCCCCCCUUUCAACGAUGCUCUCUGUGAGUGAGUGAGUGAGUGAGUGAGUGACGUUUAUCAUGUUUACACCACCUACAGGUAGAGGGCGCUGUGAUUAUCGCUUGACUAUUGGUGACUACAACAAGGAAUAUACCUGAUUCUAACUUACAAUAGAUAACAAACUAGCGUGUUACUUGUUCCCGGUUUAUUAGGAGUUCAUCCCCACGGCUCCUGGGACGCUGUGCCCUCCCUAUCUGCCACCGUAAUGGACUUCUGUGAUCUGACAUACAUUGUGAAAAAAGUUCCUGGAAACUUACAGAGGUAUUAAUAGAUAUGACACAUAUCUGCUACUGCUUUCCAUUCCUCAUCCUGUGACAUAUCCAUGUGUGUGGAAUCAAAGGAACCAAAUCGACAGUGGAUACACUUUUAAAUACUACUUAAAAACAUCUGUUCAAGUGAGAGAAAAGGGGAUGACGAAAAUAACAUGAAUACAAAAUACUCACAUUUCAUCUCAUCUUCUGACACUCAAAUCUGUGAUGAUGCAUGCUAUUUGUGAAUAUGAUUAUGUGUCGCAACCUUGUGUGUUUUACAUAUGACGCUUUGCAUUAAAACCAUUACAUUUUUUAUCUUUAUUGCUAUUGCAAUUUCAGAUAUGUACUUUACAACUCUGUGAACAAUAAAAUGUGAAUCAGA
Messenger RNA from Haliotis rufescens (red abalone), 2176 nucleotides. Its product is annotated as probable methyltransferase-like protein 24. The transcript is spliced from 8 exons. The record is from RefSeq and is a predicted model, not a curated record. Lineage: Eukaryota; Metazoa; Mollusca; Gastropoda; Lepetellida; Haliotidae. Bases 106 to 981 code for a protein of 291 amino acids.